Molecule: messenger RNA, 3156 nt
Organism: Symbiodinium pilosum
Lineage: Eukaryota; Dinophyceae; Suessiales; Symbiodiniaceae
Source: the annotation of a GenBank genome assembly
AUGACUUUGGCCGCUCGCCUUUGCCGCGGCCAUGCCUUCCGCCGGCCAGUGGUGCUGCGGCAGGUAACCCGUGGCAUGGCCCUCCACUGGCGACAUGGGGGCACACCAUCAGGCGUGGGCAUCGGCGGCAAUCGAUCACCCACCGACUUGCUGUCAGAGCUCAGCAAUAUUUUUGCCAAAGAAGGCAUCACAACACUUUCAUCAUUGUCGGCCAGUUGGUUUGCAAAGGCUGACCAGAAUGUGUCCAAGGGUCUUGAUCCUCAGGAAUUCAGGGAUACUAUGGCCAGUGUGGGCCUAAAGCUGAGUGACCCUGAAAGCGAAUCUUUGUUCACACACUUCGACACCGACAAGUCCGGCAUCAUCACUUAUGGUGAGUUUGCCAAGGGGCUUCAAGGAGAGAUGCCAGCGUUCUCGGCCUCUCUAGCAUUUAUGCACCAACACACAGGGCAUUUCCCAUCAAACCAGGAGAGACUCCGUGCAGCGAGACCCAAGUUUGAUGAGGCAGAGACCCACGAGUGGAUAGAGUCGCUUGAUGCUGUUGUUCAGAAUUUGGGUGCAACCCGAGCUCGCUUCCUCCUCCAUGAGCUUAUGGAAGAAGCAUCACGCCUGGGCGUGCCCAUAUCGCAGCCAGUUGUCACGCCCAUGAUCAACUCCAUCCCUAGCUCCGCAGAACCAGCAUAUCCAGGAGAUCGUGCUAUGGAGGACCGACUUUCUAACAUCAUCCGGUGGAAUGCAGCUGUCAUGGUUAGUGAUGCCAAUAGACGUGGUGGCGGGGUUGGCGGACACAUUGGCACCUUUGCAUCCAUUUGUGAUGUAAUUGAGGUCGGCAUGAACCAUUUCUUCCGAGGCAAAGACUAUGGUAAUGGAAGAGGUGACAGUGUUUGGAUGCAGGGGCAUGCAGCUCCAGGUGCCUAUUCGCGCGCCUUUGUCGAGGGUCGCCUCACAAUUGACCAGGUGAUGAAUUUCCGACGUGAAGUUGGGGGCCAGGGCGUUUCAAGCUAUCCGCACCCACGUUUGAUGCCGCAAUUCUGGGAGAACCCCACAGUGUCCAUGGGACUGGGGCCUUUGGGUGCGGUGUAUCAGGCACGCUUCUUUCGCUACCUUCACCUCAGAGGCCUAGCAGACACCUCGAAGAGCCGGGUGUGGGCUUUCGUUGGUGACGGAGAGAUGGACGAGCCAGAGUCCAUUACAGCAAUUUCAGUGGCAGGAAGGGAGCGACUCAACAACAUGAUCUUCAUCGUGAACUGCAACUACCAACGUUUGGAUGGUCCAGUGCGCGGCAACUCCAAGGUCAUGCAGGAGUACGAGGGAACCUUCCGUGGAGCUGGCUUCGAUGUCAUCAAGCUGAUUUGGGGCGGCAAGUUCAAUGAGCUCAUUGAGCAGGAUCAUGAUGGCAAGCUCAUCGAGGCGCUGGAGGCCACGGUGGAUGGCGACUGUCAGCGUCUCCAUGCCAAGGCAGACGGCGCGCUAAUCCGGAAGGACAUAUUCGAGAAGCAUGGGCUCCUUGAUCGUGUAGCCCACUGGAGUGAUGCAGAACUACUCGAGGCCUUCCAGGUUCCUGGCGGGCACGACCACUCCAAGAUCUAUGCUGCCUUUUCUCAGGCCGAAAAGAAUGCAGAGAUGGGCGGAAGACCAACAGUGAUUCUUGUCAAGACCCUCAAGGGCUACAGCUUGCAAACAUUUCUGGGAAGAAACACCGUUCACCAAAAGAAGAUGAUGUCUGAUUCUGACAUGAAGGCUUACCGCGAUGCAAUGGGUAUUCCAAAAACUGACGAGCAGCUUGCCAAAGCAGACGCAGAGAAUUUCUUUGCGCUCAAGGAGGACUCUCCCGAGGUCAAGUAUCUGAAAGAGCGGCGCCAUGCCCUUGGAGGUUUCCUCCCGCUUAGGUCGCCGGCCAAGGUUUCUGCGCUGGUGGAGCUUCCCAACCAUGAUGUCUAUGACAUGUUUGAUACAGGAUCCAAAGGUAGGGAGAUCAGCACAACCAUGUGCUUUGCGCAGAUUCUCAGAAAGAUGAUGCAGGCUGGUGAGUUUGGGCAGCGAGUGACGCUCAUGGUCACUGAUGAGUCGCGAACUUUCGGGAUCGAUGCGUUCUUCCCGAUCUUCAAGAUACAUGCGCCUUUCGGCCAGAACUAUACGCCUGUCGACGCUGAUCAGGUCAUGAAGUAUGCUGAAGCACCAAAUGGGCAGAUUCUUCAAGAAGGCAUCAGUGAGGGUGGCGCCAUCAUGACCUGGAUUGCGUCCGCUACUUCUUAUUCCUCCCAGCAUGCGCCAACGCUCCCAUUCCUCAUCUACUACUCCAUGUUUGGAUUUCAGCGUGUCGGUGACAGCAUUUGGCAGGCUGCAGAUGCACGAGCGCGUGGCUUCCUCAUUGGAGCAACCUAUGGUCGCACCACCUUGAAUGGAGAAGGCCUGCAGCAUCAGGACGGACACUCGCUUCUCAUCGCGCACACCUGCCCGGCGGUGAAGGGCUAUGACCCUGCCUUUGGAUACGAGAUGGCAGCCAUCAUUGAGAAUGGGGUCAAAGAGAUGUGGGGGGAGGACAAAGACGUCAUCUACUACGUCACUGCUUAUAAUGAGAACAUGGCCAUGCCCGAGAAGCCUGAGGGUGUGGAUGACGGCAUUAUCAAAGGCUUGUACAAGUUUGCUGAUGCCAAGCCAGCACAGCACAAGGUCCGCGUCAUCGGAUCAGGGGCCAUCAUGAAGCAGGCUCUGGAUGCAGUCGACAUCCUGGCAGAAUACGGUGUGGGAGUGGAGAUUUGGAGUGCAACCAGCUACGGCGAGCUUCAGCGCGAAGCAAUUGCUUGCCAGCGACUAGAACGCCUCGGUGGGGAGGGGCCAACCUCCUGGGUGGAGCAAUGCCUUGGUGAUGGGGAAGUCACAGUCGCGGUGUCGGACAACAUGACGGCCUACCCGAAGCUCAUUGCUCCCUGGGUCGGUGGUGACUUCAUUGUGCUGGGUGCUGACGGCUUCGGCCGCUCCGACACGCGUGAGGCGCUUCGCCGCUUCUUUGAGGUGGACAAGGAACAUGUUGUGAUCGCUGCUCUGCAGGGCCUUGCAAAGCAAGGGAAGAUCUCUGCAGACGUCGUCACACAAGCGCGUGACAAGUUCGGCAUCAGCAGUGUGCGCAAGGACAUUUGCAUGGAGACGGUUCGCUGA